AUGGCUAGAACCCGAUCCAGAUCAACGACCACGACUCACUCCAACUCGAACAAGAAGCCGCGCCGUAAUCCUGAACGCGAGCAUCCCCGACCUUUCGGUAUCCAAGCAUUCCCACACAUCUUGGAGGCUGUAAUCGGUGCUGCUUCUCCUGAGGUGUUACGCGCCUUGCGCGCCACCUGUCGCGAGAUCUUCCGGGAGAUCAACCGACGCGAACGACACCUGAGCCUGGUGCAAAUGCCUGAGAUUUGGCCCCCGAAAGGUGAUGAGCUCUCUGAUGUAGACCUCACCGAGGAGGAGCGCGAGAAACGCUUGCCGCGACCGGUGUGGUCCAUGACGCCGUCCGGCGUACGCCGUGCAUGGCUGCCGGACGAAACGGACGUGCUGGACAUUGAUGGCUGGGUGUCACGGCUUUGGCUGAAAAUCAUUGAGCCGAACAUGGGCCUCUGGGACAAGGACGGGGAAGAUAUAUACGGCUACAACACAGAGGAUGGGACGGACUCCGACGAAGAUCCGGAGUAUCAGUUCGGAAUGCGGCGCGUGCCGUUGACUGAACACGAGCGGGAGAUUAGGCGCUGGCUUCGGAGGAACGAGGAGCUGUUUUAUGGCCGCUUCAACCCCCGCCUCGUGAGGUAUCCCGACGGUUUCGACGACAAUCGCAAGGCGAUAGGCGCGCUCAAGCCCGAUCCGUGCGCCGUAUACUUCUGCGACUUCGGCGACUUCCUCCUCGGGCUCUAUCACUUGGAGUCACAUUACAGUGAUUGGGCUGGGGCGCGGGGGGCGUACCUUGACACCGUGUUCAAUGUUAAGCUGGUCGGUGAUGAUUGGAGCAAGGACCCGUGGAACCAUAUGGAUCCCGCGAACGGCUACGACGUCAUACUCAGAUCGAAUGCCCUCACAAUGCUCUUUGAGAUGACACCCGAGUUUGUCGAGUCGGUCGAGGACCAUUGGGAUGAACCCAAGUUCCUCGUUGGCCUUCUGAAACUGGUAACCCGGAACUUCAUGGUUAUCGAUGAGGAAGAUGAGGGUCGCCCAGGAGAGGGCAAGGCUACCCUUGUCGGGUACGACACGUGGCCACUGAGUGUGCUGCCGGACCCUAGCGAACGCGACGGAGCUGGGCCGCCCGCCAACGCAGCAGAGUGCGUGCGUCGCUGGGUCACUAUCCACGUUGCGGAUGUGAAGGAGGAGGCGCAAGAGAAGGGCCUGAAGCUCACCCGGCCAGAGGACGAGCUGAACGACCCGAUUCGCUUGCUUUCACUCGAGGAGUGGAGGCAGGAGAUAGGCGAGGAAUACUUCAAGCUCAUGACCGACAAGAAGUAUCAGUACGAGUCGAAGAAGCCGUUGCCGCCCUUCAAGCGUCAUCCCAGUGUCGAGCCGCUGUCGCUUAUUGGACAUCAUAACGCAGGAGAUCGCUGGAUCUUUGCCGACGGCCUACAUACCUUGGAGUCGAAAGUCGAUCUCGCCAACGUCAAGAAAGUCGUACAAUGUCGGUGCACCAGUGCACCCGGCGUCUUCGUGAUCGAAGCAGAAAUCGGCGCUGACCAGCAGGACAUGAAGCGCGAAACACAGCCCACGGCAGCCGGGCUUAAGCCGAAACUCCCUAGGACCUUGACCGGGCCAACCGAGAAUGGCGCAGGGCUUCUCAAGAACGGCGCGACCAAGAUAACGAAACUCUGCGUAGAAACGGUGCCGCACAUUCUGGACGAAAUCAUCGCCAAUGCGUCCCCGGGGACGCUGCGGGUGCUGCGUGCGACAGCGAGCUGGGUAAAGCGCGCGGUCGAUAAGAAUCAGCGUCACUUCCGCCUCACUCUGCAGGAUCUCGGGUUGUACGAUUCGAUGAGCGACUCCAGGGACUUCUCCGACUGGGGAAUGAUUGCCCAGGAAUGGAGGGAGAGACCUCCCCCCAUCAACCGGAGGAGUUCAUUCAGCCUGCGACUGCGCUGCCGCGCCACUGCCACUGGAGCACUACAGGAAGGCGUUCUCCUGAAAAUGGACGUGCUCGAUGUCGAGGCUCUUCCGAGGCGCAUGUGGCAUGACUAUGUAGACGCAGGUCUCGGCAUCCCCUUUGCAUUCAACCGGAUCAGUUUUCACGCUCCUCAGUAUGCCAGUUUCGGUGGUGGAAACUGGACGGAACAUUGGGCGAAGGAGAAUGAGAAGUGGUACUCUGUCCAGCCUCGACUCGUCCGCUACCUCGAUGGUCUUGGUAGCAGCGAUUCGAGAUACGGAGAGCACCGGUACAAGCCCGACAUCUGUGCUUUGACCGUGCACGCCGAAGGAUUCCAACGUGAUUGCGCGCCGCUCACCGCUGUUUUCAAUAUCAGGCUCGGGGAGGCCUGCAGCUUAGUGCCGCAGCGCCAGAUCCCGUGGCGGACGUCGAACAUCCACAAGUGGGAGGGCGACCUUACGCUGCUUGUCACUGCGGACUCGUCGUACGCGAGGGCAGUCAGAGGCACACCGAGCCUGUUCUGGAACGACCUGCUCCAUUCUUUCCAUGCCCCAUCGAUCCUUACCGCCCCUCAAAUCUGCCUGGACAAAGGCUCCAACACGAUCGUGGGCUCAGACGCAUGGCCGGUCGAUAUACUUCCCGACCCACGCCACAUGCCGGCGGAGUGGGCAGGGGAGGGGUUCUUCGGGCAGAGAGUGGCUGCUCCUAUCCCAGAUGAAUGGAACGGUGCGCAAUGCAUGACAGCCAGACUGCAGUGGUGGAUCGAGUACUGGCAGCUCUACUCCCUCGAUGUCGACCAGGGGCAAGCUGCCGCCCGAAAAAGCGCGUUCAGCUACUCACAGUGGCGGAAUGGGGGGCAAGGGUCGGUGCCACAUAUUCCGAGCUCAUGA
This is a messenger RNA of Trichosporon asahii var. asahii CBS 2479, 2832 nucleotides long. RefSeq lists its product as uncharacterized. The transcript has 4 exons. The record is from RefSeq and is a predicted model, not a curated record. Lineage: Eukaryota; Fungi; Basidiomycota; Tremellomycetes; Trichosporonales; Trichosporonaceae. Bases 1 to 2832 code for a protein of 943 amino acids.